Messenger RNA from Pipistrellus nathusii (Nathusius's pipistrelle), 1212 nucleotides. Lineage: Eukaryota; Metazoa; Chordata; Mammalia; Chiroptera; Vespertilionidae. The record is from the annotation of a GenBank genome assembly.
AUGCUGGAAGCCAUGGCGGAGCCCAGUCCCGAAGAUCCACCUCCGACCCUUAAGCCAGAGACUCAGCCACCGGAGAAACGGCGGAGAACAAUUGAGGAUUUCAACAAAUUCUGCAGUUUUGUCUUGGCCUAUGCCGGUUACAUCCCCCCCAGCAAAGAGGAAAGUGACUGGCCAGCUUCGGGCUCCAGCUCUCCAUUGCGAGGUGAGAGUGCGGCCGACAGCGAUGGCUGGGACUCGGCCCCCUCAGACCUCCGAACCAUCCAGACCUUUGUUAAGAAGGCAAAGUCAUCCAAGAGACGGGCCGCCCAAGCAGGUCCCACCCAGCCAGGACCCCCGAGGUCCACUUUCUCUCGUCUGCAGGCACCCGACAGUGCCACCCUGCUUGAGAAGAUGAAGCUCAAGGACUCUCUCUUUGAUCUAGAUGGGCCCAAAAUGGCGUCUCCACUGUCUCCCUCAGCCCUCACACAUGCCUCCCGGCCCUCUGCUGCUCUCACCCCGGUGCCCCUUUCCCAGGGGGACCUUUCCCAGCCUCCUCGAAAGAAGGACCGAAAGAACAGAAAGUUGGGGCCCGGAGCGGGGGCUGGCUUCGGGGUGCUUCGGAGGCCCCGGCCAGCCCCUGCGGAUGGGGAGAAGCGGUCUCGGAUCAAGAAGAGCAAGAAGCGGAAGUUGAAAAAAGCAGAGCGAGGGGAUAGACUCCCACCCCCCGGGCCUCCCCGGGCACCUCCCAGUGAUACAGACUCUGAAGAAGAGGAGGAGGAAGAGGACGAGGAGGAGGAGGAAGAGAUGGCAGCCAUGGGAGGGUGUGACACACCAGCCCCUGUGCUGCCAGCACCCCCUGAGGCUCCUAGGCCCCCUGUCCCCGCGCACCCUGAAGGAGCCCCUCCCACUGACAGUGAAAGCAAGGAGGUAGGCAGCACUGAGACAAGCCAGGACGGAGACGCCAGCUCCAGUGAAGGGGAGAUGCGGGUCAUGGAUGAGGACAUCAUGGUAGAAUCCGGUGAUGACUCGUGGGACCUGAUCACGUGUUACUGCCGAAAGCCCUUUGCCGGGCGGCCCAUGAUUGAGUGCAGCCUCUGUGGAACGUGGAUCCACCUCUCCUGCGCUAAGAUAAAGAAGACGAACGUCCCUGACUUCUUCUACUGCCAGAAGUGCAAGGAACUGCGGCCAGAGGCCCGGCGGUUAGGGGGGCCUCCCAAAUCUGGGGAGCCCUGA